AUGCCUCGAUUACGCAGGCGCAGCAAUAAUCUGACUCCCUCUGCUUCCAGCACACGCCCAGCCGCCACCAGCAACUACAGUAUGUCACGCCCACGACGCGGAGCGGCAGCAGCAGCAGCAGCAGCCGCGUCUGUCUCAGCAACAGUCGACCGCGAGGGCUCUAGCUCCCGGUCCCGCUCAGCAUCACCAGAGAGAAAGCGCCUCCGUCUAACUGUCAAAGCAGCUCCUAGCAAACUACGCGAAGCGACCUCGUCGAAUACAAGAUCAUCGGGUGGACGAACAAGCCUGCUACGAGGCAGGAGUAAGAAGACGGUUGUAGAAGAGUCGAGCGAAGAAGAAGAAGAAGAGGAUGAGGACGAAGACGAAAUGGACGCCGACGCCGACGAAGACGUUGAAAUGGACGACCAGGACGACGACGAUGAUGACGACGAUGAAGAAGAUGCUGAUGGCGAAGAAGACGAGCCCGUCGCCCCGACACCCGCCGCCGUUGCCGCAUCGCGCAAGAUACUGAAGCCCAGCGUCAUAGUGACACUGCCACGAAAAUUACUACCUGUAGAGGCGAAAGAGAUAGCAAUGGGUGAUGCUUCCGACGACGAAGAACUGUCGGAGCUCGACUCCGACGAGGCCGAGGACAUGGAGGAAGACGAAGAGCUAGGCGAGGAAGAUGCAGAAGGAGAAGAAGAACCUGGCGAGGAAGACGCAGAAGGAGAAGAUGAAGAGCUAGACAGCGAUGAGGAUGGCGCUUCAGAAGGUGGUACGCCUGACAUGAGCAAGCUCACCCGGAGACAGCGUGCUGUAUACGAUGAGAGCUUAGAAGGAGGACUUAUGGCCUUGUCCAACGAGGCUCAAAAGAAGAAGCAUCUGACGGCCGAGGAACUGACCAUGCGCCGCGCAGAGAUGGCACGGCGACGCAAGAACCUGAGUGAGAAGCGCAACGAGGAAGAAAAGAUGGACACCAUCAACCGUCUCCUUAAAAAGCAAGCCCCCAAGCGUCGCGGCAAAGCAGCCAAAGAACCAACAACCGCCGCAGAUGCCGGCGACUCUGGAGCAGAAGAUCUAGAACCGGAACCGGAGAGAGCACCCGCGCUCUACACUCACUAUAUCCAGAACGCAGACGGCGUGUCUCUCGGGGUACCGCACGAAUGGCUUGAUAGUCCGUUCGGCACGACGUUUGCAAACCCGGUCAAGGCUCAGUCUUCCAGGCCGUUCACUGGAAGGAUGGUGGAGGAAGUUAGCUGA
Pseudovirgaria hyperparasitica is the source of this 1239-nucleotide messenger RNA. RefSeq lists its product as uncharacterized. The transcript has 3 exons. Gene Ontology annotation, biological process: chromatin remodeling. Gene Ontology annotation, cellular component: Ino80 complex. The coding region runs from base 1 to 1239 and encodes 412 amino acids. The record is from RefSeq and is a predicted model, not a curated record. Lineage: Eukaryota; Fungi; Ascomycota; Dothideomycetes; Acrospermales; Acrospermaceae.